Molecule: messenger RNA, 2105 nt
Organism: Linum tenue
Lineage: Eukaryota; Viridiplantae; Streptophyta; Magnoliopsida; Malpighiales; Linaceae
Source: the annotation of a GenBank genome assembly
CCCCGAGAUCUUCGAUCAUUGUCAACCUCGCUUGCUUCUUGCUCCAGCUGAUGUUGACUUCGGCAGCUCCGUCAUUCUGACUCACCGUUAUCUUCAAACACCGAACAGAAAUAUAACUCAACGGCGAGAAAGGAUUCGCCAGUAUCACGGCGGAGACGGCGAUGAUGUUCUUACCUGCAGCCUCCCUGUACCGCCACUGCUGAUUUUUCGCACCUACACCAUUCCAAUCAUCGCCGGCGACAAAUUCGAUGUCGGUUUCAUCUUUCCAAUCCUUAACACCCUUAUCCCGAAGUUCCAGAGCCGAAAUCGCCUCGCCGUCCUCUGCUGCUCUCACUUUUCCCGCCACCGUGAGAGUUGGAACCGAGCUAGGAUCUCUUCGGAGUAGAGGCGGCCUCGUAGUCGCCCAUGGAAGGUCCUCCAGUUUCUGCCGGAAGCUUCGUCGGUUGAAACUCUGGCAGAUGCUCAACGUGGGACAGUGGUGGAGAGAGCCUUCUCCCGCUAAAGAGUUGAAGAAGAAGAAGAACAUCAUCACCAACAACAACCAGGCAUCUCCUGCAGAAUUAGUGGAGACUCCAUUGAGAAGCUCUCAAGCUCACUCCUUGGAUAGUCCAGUUAAGGUUCGAUCAGGAGCUUCUCUCUGCAUUGCUGUCGUCGGAGCUACUGGUGAGUUGGCGAGAGGGAAGAUUUUUCCGGCGCUGUUUGCUCUGUACUACAGUGGCUUCUUACCUGAGGAUGUUGGAAUAUUUGGCUACUCGAGGAAGGAGUUGACUGAUGAAGACUUGAGAUCCAUCAUAGCAUCAAAUUUGACUUGCCGCAUUGAUCAUCAGUAUGGCAUCUCUCUAGUUCAGUUGUUCCCAUUUAUUUCCAGUUUUAGGGAGAACUGUGGGGACAAGAUGGACGCUUUUCUUGCUAGAACAUACCACCUCAAUGGAGGUUUCGACAACCGAGAAGGGAUGUCAAAGUUAAAUGCGAGCAUGGAACAGAUUGAGAGCGAGUCUGAAGCGAACAGGAUAUUCUACCUUUCUGUGCCUCAAGAAGCCCUUCCUGAUGUUGCAUCUGCUCUUGCUGAUUAUGCUCAAACACGAAAGGGCUGGAACCGUGUCAUAAUUGAGAAACCUUUUGGGUUUGAUCCACUGUCUUCUCAUCAGUUGACAAGAACUCUCCUUUCUAAGUUUGAGGAGAAGCAAUUAUACAGGAUAGAUCACUUGUUAGGAAGGAACCUCAUUGAGAACCUCACAGUCUUAAGGUUCUCCAAUCUGGUGUUUGAGCCAUUAUGGAGUCGGAAUCAUAUACGAAAUGUGCAGAUCAUUAUGUCAGAAGACUCAAGUAUGCAAACUGGAAGGUACUUUGAUGGUUAUGGGAUCAUCCAAGACAUAGUGCACAGUCAUGUUCUCCAGACCAUAGCCUUGCUUGCCAUGGAGCCGCCCAUAAGCCUAGAUGGUGAAGAUAUUCGGAAUGAGAAGGUCAAGGUUCUACGAUCUAUUCGCAAGUUGGAUCCUACUGAUGUAAUUCUCGGCCAAUAUAAAACAUCUGAUGUUGGCAAGGUCAAUGUAGCUCUAAACAGUUCAACACCCACAUACUUUGCUGCUGCAUUGUACAUUGACAAUGCACGGUGGGACGGUGUGCCUUUCUUGAUUCGAACCGGCAUGGGACUCAUCGAACACAGAAUGGAGAUACGAAUACAAUUCCACCAUGUCCCAGGACUCUUAUACCGAGAACGAAUUGGACACAACAUUGAUGCAGCCACGAACGAGCUGAUCCUCCGGGAUGUACCAGACGAGGCAAUCCUAGUGAAGAUCAACAACAAGAUUCCAGGCUUGGGUUUGCAAUUAGAUGCAUCAGAACUAAAUUUGCUCUACAAGGACAGAUAUAACUUGGAGGUGCCCGAUUCGUACGAGCACCUCCUCCUGGACGUCGUCGAUGGCGACAACCAUCUGUUCAUGAGAAGCGACGAGCUUGCAGCUGCAUGGGGGAUCCUUUCUCCCGUGCUCGAGGAGAUGGACAAGAACCAUACAGCGCCGGAGCUGUAUGAAUUAGGAGGUAGAGGUCCAGUCGGAGCAUACUAUCUGUGGGCGAAACACGGUGUUCGUUGGUUGGAUGACUGA